Messenger RNA from Sebastes umbrosus (honeycomb rockfish), 2040 nucleotides. It is a transcript of the gene tmem268, whose product is annotated as transmembrane protein 268. The record is from RefSeq and is a predicted model, not a curated record. The transcript is spliced from 9 exons. NCBI's taxonomy places the organism in Eukaryota, Metazoa, Chordata, Actinopteri, Perciformes, Sebastidae. The coding region runs from base 333 to 1397 and encodes 354 amino acids.
UUUCUUAAUUCGCCUCUACAUAUUAUUUAAAUGUUGUUAGUGUUGACUGUGUUGAGCUGAGAGCCACAAACCACAUUCCUGUAGUCAUGAGGUCGAGCUGAUCUGUGUCACACGGUAAGAGAGAGGAGGAGGAGAGAGAGAAACAGAAACAGAGGAAGAGAAGUAAGAAAGAAACUCUGCUGAGACACAUUUGAGGGGGAAAGUAUAACCAUGGUCUGUAUGCUCAGUGAGACGAGGGAUCUAUGAGGGCCGAGAAAGGGGAAUACAAUCACCACAGCUUCUGUUGAUAUGACAGACUUUCAUCUAAAAAGCAGGACGUGGUUACCUCUGAGAUGAUGGAGGACAACAACGGAGUCUGUCAUGUGAUGGAGGAGAGUGAGGUGGAUGAGCAGAUCAGACAAACCAAAGCUCAGCCGCAUGAGGAAAACAACAGCAGACCCAACUGGACAAAUGGUCAGUGUGUUGUGGCGAUGCCGAGCUGUUCGAUGCUAAACCCGAGCUUUGAUCUGUCUCUGUGCCGUGCCAAGCUGGAGAAUGAUGGCUUUCAGAUUCCAGUCAGAGACAUGGAGGCUCCUCUGCAGACAGCCCUGGACGUUCCCUCAGUCAGGAGAUACAUGGUUUUCAACUCGGCUCUCUUCCAUUUCAUACUGGCACCGAUGCUGUAUGUGGUGGUGUGGUGUGCCGUGUUCUCCACCCUCCACCUCUAUAUCACUGUCAGAGACUACUGGGUCCUCUGCCUCUCUGUCAGCCUGAUCUCCAUCCUCCUCACCACUGCCAUCAUCGUCAUCCUCCACUACAGCAACAAGGAGAUCAACAUGAACAUAGACGUUCGGUUAAUCCAAGUGAAUGAGAGGAUGGUGAAACACAAGCUGCUGGUGGCCGUGGCCGACUGGGUGCAGUCCUGCACCGGAAACAUGCAGCUUUACUUUGUGUAUUGGGACAUGUCCUGCUGUCUGAGGGCACUGACUGAAACUUUAGAGGAGCCCUGCUUUGUGGGGAAUGACACCCAGAAACUGAAGAGGAAAAUGUCGCAUCUCGUUCUCGUGAAUGAGGACACGGCUGUUGACCCCGAGGUCGAAGGGUCGGAUUUGGAGCAGCAGGACUCGGAUGAACAGAGGCCUCUGCUGAGACACGAGGACACGGACGGCAGUACCUCAUCCAGCCAGCGGGAGGGCGCCAAAGUGACCACCAACUACAGCCUAGUCCCUGAUGCGUCGUUACCUGCUCAGGCCAAAGCCUACCAGCUUCUGAUGACCUACAGUGCAGCUUAUGUGAAGCUGCUGGUGUCUGAGAGGCUGUCAGGACGGUCACAACGCCGCCUACACACCCAGAGGAAUCACUGCUCCACCGACCAUCUCUGCCUCUGCCAGUACAUCAAGAGGAAGAUCCUUCGAUAACAGAACCAGCGUUGAAACCAGGAGCCUGUUUUACAGAACUGGUGGACUACUCUCUUUUUUAAAAAAGACUUUUGCUUUGCAGGCAUGCUCUUGAACAGACAAACUGACAUUUCUUCUGGAGCAAACAUGGAUUAUGUUGUUUUGAUCAAAUGAAGGACUUGUUUGGAGCUCCACUCUCUUGAUCUCUCUGCUGUCUUCACGCCAGCUCUGUGUUUGCACCAUCGUCCAUUUGGUACCAACAAUUUCUGCACCGUGCCAAACGCUGUCCGAUCCAGCUGCUGUAAAACAAUAUUUGCACUCUUGUACCCAUGACAAUCACGGCCUUAGUUACUGCUGUUUAAAUUAUUUGCACAGAUAAUAAAUAUAUAUUCUUGUGAUUUGAUUUGCAGAUUCUACAGUGGAAAGUAACAUUUUCUCAAGUUCUGUACUUUGGUACAAUUUGAGGUACUUUACUUGAAUAUUUCCAUUUUUUAGGUACUUUAUACUUCUACUGUGCUACAUUUCAGAUGGAAAUAUUGUACUUUUUUACUCCACUACAUUAUCUGACUGUACUGGCUGUAGUUACAAGUUACAUUUCAUAUAAGAUUUUACAUGAGAAAUGUAUGAUAACCUUAUAAAAUACAGCACUUUGUUAAAUAUUAAA